Molecule: messenger RNA, 3316 nt
Organism: Sciurus carolinensis (gray squirrel)
Lineage: Eukaryota; Metazoa; Chordata; Mammalia; Rodentia; Sciuridae
Gene: Kif18a
Product: kinesin family member 18A
Exons: 17
Coding region: 114-2801 (895 amino acids)
Biological process (GO): microtubule-based movement
Molecular function (GO): microtubule binding; ATP binding; microtubule motor activity
Source: RefSeq, a predicted model, not a curated record
UGGAGUUUGAAGCGCCAGGAGGCGGACAUUGAAGUGGAGUUGUUGCGGUAACCUCUUCUGGACCUGAGAGAAAUAUCAGGCAUUCAAAUAAUCAGGAAUCAAGAUAAUCAACAAUGUCUGUUACUGAGGAAGAACUGUGUCACCAUAUGAAAGUUGUUGUUCGUGUACGCCCUGAAAAUAGAAAAGAAAAGGCAACUGGUUUCCAUAAAGUGGUCCAUGUUGUGGAUAAACAUAUUCUAGUUUUUGAUCCCAAACAAGAAGAAGUCAGUUUUUUCCAUAGAAAGAAAACUGCUAAUUUCGAUGUUACAAAGAGACAAAAUAAAGAUCUUAAAUUUGUAUUUGAUGCUGUUUUUGAUGAAACUUCAACUCAACUGGAAGUUUUUGAACACACUACCAAGCCAAUUCUUCGUAGUUUUUUGAAUGGCUAUAAUUGCACAGUACUUGCGUAUGGUGCCACUGGAGCAGGGAAGACCUACACAAUGCUAGGAUCGACUGCUGAACCUGGAGUAAUGUACCUAACAAUGUUAGAUCUUUACAAAUCCAUGGAUGAGAUUAAAGAAGAGAAAAUAUGUAGUACUGCAGUUUCUUAUCUGGAGGUUUACAAUGAACAGAUUCGUGACCUCUUGGUGAAUUCUGGUCCACUUGCUGUUCGGGAAGAUGCCCAAAAAGGAGUAGUUGUUCAGGGUCUGACAUUACACCAGCCCAAAUCCUCAGAAGAAAUUUUGCACUUAUUAGAUAGUGGAAAUAAAAACAGGACACAACAUCCCACUGAUAUGAAUGCUACAUCUUCUCGUUCUCAUGCUGUUUUCCAGAUUUAUUUGAGACAACAAGACAAAACAGCAAGCAUCAAUCAAAAUGUUCGUAUUGCCAAGAUGUCACUUAUUGACCUGGCAGGGUCUGAGCGCGCCAGUGCUACCAGUGCUAAAGGGACCAGAUUUGUAGAAGGCACAAAUAUUAAUAAAUCACUUUUAGCUCUUGGGAAUGUCAUCAAUGCCUUAGCAGAUACAAAGAAAAAGAAUCAGCAUGUUCCUUACAGAAAUAGUAAGCUUACUCGCUUGUUAAAGGAUUCUCUUGGAGGAAACUGUCAAACUAUAAUGAUAGCUGCUGUUAGUCCUUCCUCUUUAUUCUAUGAUGACACAUAUAAUACUCUUAAGUAUGCUAACCGUGCAAAGGACAUAAAAUCUUCUUUGAAGAGCAAUGUCCUUAGUCUCAACAAUCAUAUAUCUCAGUAUGUAAAGAUCUGUAAUGAGCAGAAAGCAGAGAUUUUAAUGUUAAAAGAAAAACUAAAAGUCUAUGAAGAACAGAAAACCUUUACAGAUAGAAAUGACAAAACAAAAUUAAUGAUUUCAAACCCUCAGGAAAGAGAAAUUGAAAGAUUUCAAGAAAUUCUUAACUGCUUGUUCCAGAAUCGGGAAGAAAUCAGACAAGAAUAUCUUAAGUUGGAAAUGCUACUUAAAGAAAAUGAACUUAAGUCAUUCUAUCAACAACAGUGCCAUAAGCAAAUAGAAAUGAUGUGUUCUGAAGAAAAAGUAGAAAAGGCUACUUGUAAACGAGAUCAUAGACUUGCUAUGUUGAAAACUCGUCGCUGCUACCUGGAGAAAAAGAAGGAAGAAGAGUUGAAGCGAUUUGAUGAUAAUACUAAUUGGCUUCAUCGUGUGGAAAAUGAAAUGGGACUCUUAGGUCAGAAUGGCCAUAUUCCAAAGGAACUCAAUAAAGAUCUUCAUUGUCACCAUUUACACCUCCAGAACAAAGAUUUGAAAGCACAAAUUAGACAUAUGAUAGAUCUAGCUGGCCUUCAAGAACAGCAGCACAGGCAGACUGAGGCAGUAUUGAAUGCUUUACUUCCAGUCCUAAGAAAACAGUAUUGCAGAUUGAAAGAAGCCGGCCUAUCAAAUGCUGCUCUUGAAUCUGACUUCACAGAAAUUCAACAUUUAGUAGAAAGGAAAAAAGUAGUGGUUUGGGCUGAUCAAACUAAUGAACAUCCAAACCAAAAUGAUCUAGGGAUUUCUGUUUUUAUGGCCUUUCCACAACUUGGACCAAUUCAGUCUAUUCCUUGUUGCACAUCUUCAAGUGAACCUAAUCUGCUUAAAAUUACUCCACAAAAAAGAACGCGCAGAAAAUUAAUGCCUUCUCCCUCAAAAUCAAAACAUACUCAGAAGCCUACACUAUCUGAAAGUAUGCAACUUAAUGAUUCUCUCAGCAAAGAACUUCAACCUAUUUUGUAUACUCCAGAAGACUGUAGAAAAACUUUGCAAAAUUCACCUCCAGUGGCCUUAAUAAAACCAUCAUUACAUACUAAAAGUUUUCAGGCCAGCAACUCAAAUAUAAUCAGUGAUAAUUCUCUAAAAAUGUUGUGUGAAGUAGAUAUCCCUCUUAAGCGGAAAAUAGAACAAGGACAGGAGGAUUUGGACUCUACUUUUACUAUAUGUGAAGAUACCAGGAGCUUAAAGAAUAAAUUACCCAAACAGGAAUCACUAUCAAACAAAAACACUUUACAAAGACUUGACCCUUCUUCAUUCUCAGCUAAGAAUGCUGUGCCUAUAUCAAGUAUAAUGCCCUCCUACAUGGCAAUGACUGCUGCUGCCAAAAAGAAACAGAAACUAAUAAGUUCUACAUCAAAUACUCCAUUAACUGCUGAAGAAAAUCAUGGGUUUGCCAAGCGCAUUCGACAAGAUAAUUCAAGUGAUAAGCUCUCACAAGAACACAGACCAACAAUGGGGUAUAAAAGAAACAUCUAUAAAGUCAAGUCAAGCAUGGUUAGAAAAUUUGGAAGAAACAUUUCAAAAGAAAAUCUAAGAUAAGUCACUUUGAAAUCAAGGGAAAUGAAAUUACAUCUAUUUUUGUGUUUGUCAGCAUCCUUUAAAAUGUACUUAAAAUCUUUGAAAGAAACCCAUCUAUAUAGCUGUUUACUCAGAUAUCUUCAAGCAAAAAAAUGAAACUGUUUUCUUGUUUUAUACUUUAAGUAAAUAUAAAAUGUCAACAGAAAAGGUUAUGUUUAGUUUUUUUAAAUAGUUGUUAUUCUUUAAAAUCCCUAAAUCAGUAUGGUGGCAGUUUAGUUCUAUGCUACAAGUUGAUUAGAACAUUUUAGAAAACAAUAGAGAGUUAAUUAUUCUUAUUGUUUUUUGAAAGUAAGGCAAAUUUAGAAGUAAUAAAUUAUGGUCCAAGAUGUAUUUGGUCUUCUAUUAUGUUUUAUACAUUAUUUUACUUAUACAUGACUUUUUUCCCGAAAAUACUUUGUACAAAUGUAGAUAUUUGUGCUGCUAAGGUUGUUGUAAAUAGUAUUUAAAUGGUCAUUGUGAAUUAAAUAUUUUUAUUG